AUGGGCUAUUCACAAUCAAUAAUAGCACUUAGCGUGAUAGCAUUUGUUGUACUUCUACCGCCAUUAGCAUGGCACUCAUAUACGAGGAAUACCCCUGCCAUAAUUUUAAUCGUGUGGCUACUACUUAUGAACCUUAAAGCCAUAGUGGAUGCGGGCAUCUGGGGUGGUGCUGAUUAUCAGCAGAAAUGGUUCGGAUAUGGCUGGUGUGAUGUCAUGACAAAACUUCAAAUUGGUGCCAAUGUCGGCGUAUCCUGUGCUGUUGCCAAUAUCGCAUUCAACUUGCAUAGAAUAUUAAAAGCUAAUAAAGAAAUCCCAGAUAACCGUUCAUGGAAAAAGAUUCGUGUGGAUCUCGCUAUCAGCUUAGUAUCCCCGAUUGUUAUCAUGAGCUUGAUUUAUCUCGUGCAAGUUUUCAGAUUCGGCAUAUUCAGGUAUAAUGGGUGCCAAAGCAUGUUAUCCCCAACUUGGGUCACUACGGUUUUAUACACCGUAUGGAUGCUUGUGUGGUCACUUAUAGGGUUCAUAUAUGCUUCACUUCUACUUUUCGUAUUUUACAAGAAGCGUAAAGAUGUCAGGGAUAUUUUGCAUUGCACCAACUCAGGAUUGAACAUAUCACGCUUUUCGAGAUUACUAAUCUUUUGUAUGGUUAUCAUCCUGAUCAUGUUUCCGUUCUCUAUGUAUUCAUUCGUUUCGGACUUGAAGAACGUCAGCCCCACGUACCGUCAUUAUAGCUUCAAAGAAACGCACAAUAGUGCUUUAUGGAACGUGAUAUUACAUUUCGAUCCUGGUCAACCAUUGUACAGUGUAUGGCUGUACAUAGUUAUGUCCUACCUGGUAUUCUUAAUAUUCGGACUUGGAUCUGAUGCAUUAAACAUGUAUGCAAACUUCCUCAGAACCAUCGGACUUGGUGUAGUGAUUGAUUCUAUUACGGAUUGGAGAAUCAAGCACAAGGAUACGCGCGUCGGUAAAAUCACUGAAAAGAUUCUACCUAACAACCCUCAACAGCAGGACAAUUACGCCCAAUUCUAUUGCGGUAGCUCAUCUGAUGGUGUCGUGACAAUGUCCGAUUAUUCCGAAAAGAUGGACUCCCCAAGUUCCCCAUCACAAUUUGAAAUUGAUUAUACGUUACCCCAUGAAAGAAACAUGAAGAACUAUGAUCCUCAUAAUCAAUAUGAAAUAGAUCCUAAAUUAUCGAUAUUUUCCCAUUCUAUCUCUCAUGACAGCGAUGCAUCAUCAGAACUUGAUACUCCAAAUGCAAUGGGUAACGAAUCUAAUCAGUUGCAAUAUCACUACAGACUAGAUCGUCGCUAA
This is a messenger RNA of Kluyveromyces lactis, 1308 nucleotides long. It is a transcript of the gene STE3, whose product is annotated as Ste3p. Gene Ontology annotation, molecular function: mating-type factor pheromone receptor activity. Gene Ontology annotation, cellular component: membrane. The coding region runs from base 1 to 1308 and encodes 435 amino acids. Gene Ontology annotation, biological process: G protein-coupled receptor signaling pathway. The record is from RefSeq and is a predicted model, not a curated record. Lineage: Eukaryota; Fungi; Ascomycota; Saccharomycetes; Saccharomycetales; Saccharomycetaceae. The transcript has a single exon.